Messenger RNA from Lynx canadensis (Canada lynx), 550 nucleotides. Its product is annotated as peptidyl-prolyl cis-trans isomerase A-like. The record is from RefSeq and is a predicted model, not a curated record. Lineage: Eukaryota; Metazoa; Chordata; Mammalia; Carnivora; Felidae. Gene Ontology annotation, molecular function: peptidyl-prolyl cis-trans isomerase activity. Gene Ontology annotation, biological process: protein peptidyl-prolyl isomerization.
AUGGUCAACCCCCCUGUGUUCUUUGACACCGCCGUGGACAUAGGGCCCUUGGGCCGCAUCUCCUUCGAGCUGUUUGCAGACAAAAUUCUAAAAACAGCAGAAAAAUUUUGUGCUCUGAGCACUGGGGAGAAAGGAUUUGGUUACAAAGGUCUCUGCUUUCACAGGAUUAUCCCGGGAUCUAUGUGCCAGGGUGGGGAUUUCACACGCCACAAUCACACUGGUGGCAAGUCCAUCUGCGGGGAGAAAUUUGAUGAUGGAAAUUUCGUCCUGAAGCACACAGGUCCUGGCAUCCUGUCCAUGAUGAAUGCUGGACCCAGCGACGGUUCCCGGUUUUUCUUCUGCACCACCAAGACGGAGUGGUCGGAUGGCAAGCACGUGGUGUUUGGCAAGGUGAAGGAGGGCACGAACAUCGCCAAAGCCAUGGAACGUUUUGGGUCCAGGAGCCGCAAGACCAGCAAGAAGAUCGCCAUUGCUGACUGUGGGCAAAUCUAAUAAAUUUGACUUGACUUUUAUCUUAACUACCAGAACGUUCCUUCUGUAGCUCGGGAGA